GCCGCCAUAUUGGAUCCGGGGCGGGGAGAAUGCUCUGCUUUGACUGAUGGUCGCUUCAGUUUCUGACUCCUGCCCCAGGCAAAUGCCCGCUCUGUUUCGAAACACACACACACACGCUCACCUCCACUUCGACUGUCUGACAUAUAAUGACAACACUGGGAAAGUGCUAAGAAGCCAAACUUCACCCGAACCCGGUUCCGUUUUAGCUUUCUGAGAUGUGCGGAAGAACCGCGUGCACUCUAGCUCCCGACGAAGUGAGCCGAGCCUGCUCGUACAGGAACCGGGGCGGGCAGCGGAGAGCGCCCCGCUGGAGGGAUGGAGACGCGGACAAAUACAGACCGUCCUACAACAAGAGCCCCCAGUCCAUGAGCCCGGUCCUGGUGUCCCAGAGACAUUUCGACAAGAGCGCAGCGGUGGAUGAACGCGUUCUGGCCUCGAUGCGUUGGGGCCUGAUACCCGCCUGGUUCAAGGAGAGCGACCCAAGCAAGAUGCAGUACAGCACCAGCAACUGCCGCAGCGAGAACAUCCUUGAGAAGAAGUCCUACAAGGACCCCCUCCUGAAGGGACAGCGCUGCGUCAUCAUGGCCGACGGGUUUUACGAGUGGCGGAGGACGGAGAAGGAGAAGCAGCCAUUCUUCAUCUACUUCCCGCAGGGAAGCGGUCCGGACCAGGAGAAGAAAGAAAGUGACCUCGUGUCUCCAGCUUCCAACGAGAAGAACUCUGAGGAAAGUGAAAGUCCCGCUGAGUGGACUGGAUGGAGGUUGCUGACGAUGGCCGGAGUGUUUGACUGCUGGACGCCACCAGGUGGUGGAGAACCUCUGUACAGCUACAGCGUCAUCACUGUCAAUGCGUCCCCAAAUCUGCAAAGCAUUCAUGACAGGAUGCCAGCCAUCCUGGAUGGAGAAGAUGAGGUGAGAAGAUGGCUUGAUUUUGGGGAGGUGAAGACUCUUGAUGCCAUCAAACUGCUCCAGUCCAAAGACAUUUUGACUUUUCACCCCGUGUCGUCUUUUGUCAACAACUCGCGCAACAACUCCCCGGAGUGCCUUCAACCGGUGGACCUGAACAGCAAAAAGGAGCUCAAAGCUACGGCGAGCAGUAAGAUGAUGAUGAGCUGGCUGUCGAGCAGCAGCCCCUCACAAAGGAAGGAGCCCGACACGAACGAGAGCAAAGAAGAGCCUGAACGCAACGCAAAGGCCCGCCGCAAGCCUGCUGGAGGACUUGAGCUGUGGCUUCAGGGAGCCAAUAAGAAACCAAGAACAAAGUAAACAUACAAACUGACACGGAGAAGGAAAUAGUUUCACUGCCGUUGGAGAUCAUUCGUUUCUCUGCUUAAACUGUUUUCACUGUUGAGAGCAAAUGUUUAUAUAUUUCUUAUGUUGAGAGCAAAUGUUUAUAUAUUUCUUAUGUUGAUAACAUCAGUACUGUUUUCUAUAUGUUUGAAAAUGUGACUACCCAAGGUUGAAUAAAAAAAAAUACCAAAAACUC
Molecule: messenger RNA, 1485 nt
Organism: Fundulus heteroclitus (mummichog)
Lineage: Eukaryota; Metazoa; Chordata; Actinopteri; Cyprinodontiformes; Fundulidae
Gene: hmces
Product: 5-hydroxymethylcytosine binding, ES cell specific
Exons: 7
Coding region: 216-1265 (349 amino acids)
Biological process (GO): DNA damage response
Molecular function (GO): single-stranded DNA binding
Source: RefSeq, a predicted model, not a curated record